This is a messenger RNA of Pyricularia pennisetigena, 912 nucleotides long. RefSeq lists its product as uncharacterized. Gene Ontology annotation, molecular function: hydrolase activity, hydrolyzing O-glycosyl compounds. The coding region runs from base 1 to 912 and encodes 303 amino acids. Gene Ontology annotation, biological process: carbohydrate metabolic process. The transcript is spliced from 5 exons. The record is from RefSeq and is a predicted model, not a curated record. NCBI's taxonomy places the organism in Eukaryota, Fungi, Ascomycota, Sordariomycetes, Magnaporthales, Pyriculariaceae.
AUGCAGAUCUCCAAAGCCAUCCUCGCUCUCCUCGCCCCGGCCUUGGCCGUCGCAGUUGAUGCUCCAGGCUAUUCUGGUUUCACGCGUAUCUGGCAGGACAACUUUAUGGGGUCCUCCGGCACCCUCCCCGACGAGGGCAAAUGGAACAUCAUCGACCGCGACAUCGGGGUCAACAACGAGCUGCAGACCUACCGGCGGUCGACGCGCAACAUCCAGCUCUCGGGCGGCCAGUCGCUGCAGCUGGUGCCGUGGCGCGACUCCUCGGCGCGCGGCGGCUGGUCGUCCGGCCGCGCCGAGUCCCGCUACGUGCUGACCCCUCCGGCGGGCCGCGUCACGCGCGUCGAGGCCAAGCUGCGCUUCGGCCCAAACUCCCCCGGCAACAAGCAGGGCAUCUGGCCCGCGUUCUGGAUGCUGGGCGACUCGAUGCGUCACGGCACCCCCUGGCCCGCCUGCGGUGAGCUCGACAUCAUGGAGACCGUCAACGGCAUCCUCACCGGCCACGGCACUACCCACUGCGACGUCUACCCCGGCGGUGCCUGCAACGAGCCUUCGGGCAUCGGUGCGCCCGUGUCGUUGCCGAACCAGGAUGCCCAUGUCUGGAGGCUCGACAUUGACAGGAGGGCUGGGAGGUGGCAGGACGAGACUAUUACGUGGUUUUUGGAUGGAAAACAGUUUCACCAGAUCUCUGGAAACAGGAUCGGCAACGAACGAGUCUGGACCAGCCUCGCCAGGAGCCCUCUCUACAUCAUUCUGAACUUGGCCGUGGGCGGCGACUGGCCCGGAUACCCGAACGGCAACACCCUCGAAGGAUGGGGACAGAUGAUGGAGGUUUUCUACGUUGCCCACUACCAGAGCACCGCAUUGCAAGAUCAACGAGAUCUUGUUGCGUCGUAUUACAGCUUGUGUAAAUGA